Molecule: messenger RNA, 688 nt
Organism: Desarmillaria tabescens
Lineage: Eukaryota; Fungi; Basidiomycota; Agaricomycetes; Agaricales; Physalacriaceae
Exons: 2
Source: RefSeq, a predicted model, not a curated record
CUAGCCGAAUUGCUUUUCUUCCACUAUCAGCUACUUGGGAUCUGCCAAGCCUGCAUCCCGAGCUGCGAGUAUAGAGACUUCCAAGAGAGAUAUCACAUUUUUCGUAUAAUUUGUAUUCGUCACGUUUCAAUCUGUCCUGUGGGGAUAGACAGUGAAAUGGAGAACAGGAAGAAUGAGAAGAGCACCAUGAUCGCCCACUGAACAUAUGCACAUCUUGACUUUCACCUUCGGAAUACUUCACCUCUCGUGUUUGCUUUCGUUGCAGGGCAAAAAACGGGCCGCAAAACCAGAGCAUGCCGAAAGGGGAACACUCACACGAAGCGAAUUCGUUUUUUCUGAUGCGCGUAACAUGUCUACCUCCGUCUUCACCGUGGGCUGGAGCAGCGAUACACGCACGCAACAGACUCUCUGCCUGGAAAUUGAAGACAUUUACCGUGUGCUGAGUGUGCACUCAUCUUGCUUCAUAAAAGUCAGGGACCGGUGAUUGUCAGACGCCUUCCGUAGAAUGGACGAUAGGGUAGAAUCUCAAAGCCGACGGCUAUAGGUGCCUUGUUCAACACAUCCACAGAGACUGCGGACUGAUUGGUGCCUUCGCACGCGUCACAGGCAAAUGAUCCUCUUGAAACUUGACAACAUUUCUGUUGCGGAACCAGACCUUUGCCGAUGAGCGAUAUUGAAUGGAAGGCAU